Molecule: messenger RNA, 3236 nt
Organism: Telopea speciosissima
Lineage: Eukaryota; Viridiplantae; Streptophyta; Magnoliopsida; Proteales; Proteaceae
Product: glutamate receptor 3.4
Exons: 6
Coding region: 183-3035 (950 amino acids)
Cellular component (GO): plasma membrane
Molecular function (GO): glutamate-gated receptor activity
Source: RefSeq, a predicted model, not a curated record
UUGCUCCUUUUUUCGGCUUCUUAUGUGGGUAGUGAAAAUUUUCUAAGCCUAUUGUUGUUCCUUUUCUAAUUGGUAUCUGCAAAUUUUUUGCUUGGUUUCAGGACUCUGCCUAUGGUGCAGUAGAUAUGUUACAGUAGAAGCAAUGCUGGCUUAAUCAAAGGCAUCAACUGCAGAUAAAAAUAAUGUUCCUGUCGUGGACCUCCAUCAGAUUUAGUAGCUCUGGUUAUCUCUCAGUCAUGAGAUUGUUUCAGUUGUUGCUUUUCUGUUUGUUGAUGACCAUGGAAGUUCAGGGCGGUAUUCGAAAAUUAGGAUCUUCUUCACUGCCACGCAUUGUGAAUGUGGGAGCUUUAUUCACUUUCAAUUCAACCAUUGGAAAGGUGGCAAUGCCAGCAAUUGCAGCUGCUGUUGAUGAUGUUAAUUCCGAUUCAAGCAUUCUUCCAGGGACAACAUUGAAUGUUGUCAUCCAGGACACAAAUUGCAGUGGAUUUCUUGGAACCAUAGGAGCUUUUCAGAUGAUGGAGAAAGAUGUGGUUGCAGUAAUUGGUCCCCAAUCCUCAGGAAUAGCUCAUAUCAUCUCUAAUGUUGUUAAUGAACUCCAUGUUCCACUUCUUUCGUUUGCAGCCACAGAUCCCACUCUUGCUGCACUACAGUACCCGUACUUCCUCCGUACUACACAGAGUGACUAUUUCCAGAUGUAUGCAAUAGCAGAUAUAGUUGAAUAUUAUGGAUGGAGAGAGGUGAUUGCCAUAUUUGUGGAUGAUGAUUAUGGGAGAAGUGGGAUAUCUGUGCUGGGUGAUGCUUUAGCGAAAAAACGUUCGAAGAUAUCCUACAAAGCUGCCUUUCCUCCAGGGGCCUCCAGAAGUGCAAUCCAUGAUCUAUUAGUUGGGGUAAAUCUGAUGGAGUCUCGGGUUUACGUUGUACAUGUAAAUCCAGAAACUGGUCUAGAAAUUUUCUCUGUCGCAAAGUCUCUUGAGAUGAUGAAAAGCGGCUAUGUAUGGAUUGCAACAGAUUGGCUUCCUUCUGUUUUGGAUUCAUCAGAACCAGUUGACCUUGGCACAAUGGAUCUCUUGCAAGGGGUUGUUGCCCUCCGUCAUCAUACACCAGAUUCUGAUCUCAAAAAGAAUUUUAUAUCUCGGUGGAGUAAUUUACAACACAAAGGGAAUGCCACCUCCAGCUUGAAUUCCUAUGGAUUCUAUGCUUACGACACCGUUUGGUUACUUGCUCAUGCUCUUGAUGAGUUCUUCAAUGAGGGAGGGAAUAUUUCUUUCUCAAAUGAUCCAAGCUUGCAUGAUGCAAAUGGAAGCUCUAUACAUUUAAUGUCACUCCGUUUCUUUGAAGGAGGUCAGCAGUUGCUUCAGAAGCUGACUAUGAUGAACUUUACAGGUUUAACUGGCCAAGUUCAAUUUGAUUCAGACAAGAAUUUAAUCCAUCCAGCAUAUGAUAUCAUUAACAUUGGUGGGACUGGGUCUCGCCGGGUUGGAUAUUGGUCAAAUUAUUCACAUCUUUCAGUUGUUGCUCCAGAGAUCUUAUAUAACAAGCCCUCAAACACUUCUACCGGUAGCCAAAAGCUUUACAGUGUAAUAUGGCCUGAAGAAACUACGAAAACACCGCGUGGUUGGGUGUUUCCCUACAAUGGGAAACCUUUGAGGAUUGGGGUUCCUAAUCGAGUAACUUAUAAGCAAUUUGUGGCAAAGGAUAAUGACCCCAAUGCGGUGAGGGGUUUCUGCAUUGAUGUCUUUGAAGCCGCUGUGGGCUUGUUGCAGUAUCCUGUUCCACGCACAUACAUAUUAUAUGGGAGUGGUACUAGGACACCUAAUUACAACGAGCUUGUGACUAUGGUCUCCGAAAAUAAAUUUGAUGCAGCUGUUGGAGAUAUAACCAUUGUUACAAAUAGGACAAGAAUUGUGGAUUUCACCCAGCCUUACAUUGAGUCUGGCCUUACUGUGGUUGUUCCUGUUAAAGAGUCGAAAUCCAGUGCUUGGGCUUUCCUAAAGCCAUUUACAGUUGAAAUGUGGUGCGUCACUGCUGCUUUCUUUUUGUUCGUGGGAGCUGUUGUUUGGAUUCUUGAACAUCGGAGUAAUACUGAAUUCCGUGGUCCACCAAGGCAGCAGCUUGUAACAGUAUUUUGGUUCAGUUUCUCUACAAUGUUUUUUUCCCACAGGGAGAACACUGUCAGCACCCUUGGACGUUUUGUUGUGCUCAUAUGGCUCUUUGUAGUACUUAUUAUCAACUCAAGCUACACAGCUAGCUUGACAUCCAUCCUCACAGUUCAGCAGUUGUCAUCACGGAUCGAAGGGAUAGACAGCUUAAUCUCUAGCUCUGACCCUAUAGGUAUUCAGGAUGGGUCGUUUGCUAGGAACUAUUUGAUUGAAGAGCUUAACAUUGCGGAAUCCAGGAUCAUGACCCUGAAAACUGAGGAAGAUUAUCUAGAUGCUCUUCAGCGUGGACCCAAAAAUGGUGGGGUUGCUGCUAUUGUUGAUGAACUUCCUUAUGUUGAGGUCUUCCUAUCUGACAACAACUGCAAAUUCCAGAGUGUGGGACAAGAGUUUACAAAAAGUGGGUGGGGUUUUGCAUUUCCAAGGGACUCUCCUCUUGCAAUUGACAUGUCAACAGCAAUCCUUAAACUCUCAGAGAAUGGUGAUCUCCAAAGGAUGCAUGAUAAAUGGUUGUCACUUAAUGUCUGCUCCGAACAAACCAACCCAGCAGAUUCAAGCCGGCUAUCUCUCAAAAGUUUCUGGGGCCUCUUCCUCAUCUCUGGCAUUGCUUGCUUCAUUGCUCUUUUUGUGUUUUUUUUACGUGUCUUUUGUCAGUAUCGUAAGUAUGGACCAGAUGAUGAGGGGGAGGAGGAUGCUGACGUACUUGAACAGGAAAGAUCAACAAGCUCUCAGCGACCCAAUCGUUCGACAAGCUUCAAGAGCUGGAUUGAGUUUGUUGAUAAGAAAGAAGAGGAAAUCCGGAGGAAGAAGAAAGCAAGUUCAAGUAAACAAAAGCAAUCUAGUAGGAACUCAGAUGGACAGUCCAGUUCACCUUCUUGAGCAAUAUGUUCUUCAUAUACUAUACCAACACAUCCUUUGUUUCAUAAUAGUAACAAGUAGGUAGGGGUGGAUCAAAUGUACAAGUUACCCAUAUAUAUAGUUCAGAGAAGGAGAAGGAAGUGAGGAAAAAUAUUCUCACCUUACAUGUAUUCUGUAUUUGUAUUAUAGAAAAGUAUACUUCAAUUUUUUAUUUACCCUAUA